GUGCCUUUAUAUAUUGUAUAUCAUGUAUUCUCAUGCGUAAAUUGUAAUCACGUAAACCAAAAGAAAGAAAGAAAUAAAAGUUUCAUUUUCUACCAAGAGGUUCCAAAAUGCCCAAGAAAAUCUUGAUGUCGGUGAGUAUGAGGUGCGAAAAAUGUCGUUCAGAAGCUCUCAAGAUCGGAGCUAAAACCACUGGAGCAGGAGUGACUUUUGUGGGAAUAGAAGGAGAAGAGAAAGACAAAGUGGUAGUGAUCGGAGAAGGUGUUGACGCCGCAUGUUUAGUUGUCCGGCUUCGCAAGAAAGUUGGUUUCGCUGAUAUUAUCAGCGUCGCAGAUGUUGACUCUUAAAAAACACAAGUCUUUUUCUACACUUACCUCUCUUUUUUUCAAAAACUAACUUCUCAACGUGUCUCAAAAACAAGUUUUACAUAAUCGCAAAUUUCUCUAGCCUUC
Messenger RNA from Camelina sativa (false flax), 449 nucleotides. RefSeq names its product heavy metal-associated isoprenylated plant protein 47-like. The record is from RefSeq and is a predicted model, not a curated record. Lineage: Eukaryota; Viridiplantae; Streptophyta; Magnoliopsida; Brassicales; Brassicaceae.